Cololabis saira (Pacific saury) is the source of this 5052-nucleotide messenger RNA. It is a transcript of the gene asph, whose product is annotated as aspartate beta-hydroxylase. Gene Ontology annotation, molecular function: peptidyl-aspartic acid 3-dioxygenase activity. Lineage: Eukaryota; Metazoa; Chordata; Actinopteri; Beloniformes; Belonidae. The coding region runs from base 145 to 1689 and encodes 514 amino acids. The transcript is spliced from 12 exons. Gene Ontology annotation, biological process: peptidyl-aspartic acid hydroxylation. The record is from RefSeq and is a predicted model, not a curated record. Gene Ontology annotation, cellular component: membrane; endoplasmic reticulum.
GCAGGGGGCGGGGCCAGCGCGGUUUACGGGAGUUUUAUUCCGAACUCCGACACAUUUCUCUCUUUUUUCUUCCUUUCCGCUUCUUUUCCAGGAUUAUCCAGCAGAACCUGAUCCCGGCCCGGUUCCGGUCCACACUCAGCAGCGAUGGCUCCCAAGAAAACCGCCAAAGGCCACGCCAAAGCCCGAGACGCGACUAAAAGCCCGUCGGCCAGUAAGAACGGGAAGAAGGCGGAGUCGGGCUCCGGCGGCAGCGGCUUCUUCACCUGGUUCAUGGUUCUGGCCCUGCUGGGCGUCUGGACGUCGGUGGCCGUCGUCUACUUCGACCUAGUGGACUACCAGGGCGUGCUGGACAAGGCUAAAGGCUUACAGAUUAACCUGUCUGAGACGCUGCAAGGUAAACUGGUGGCGUACGACACCGACGGCGAUGGCGACUUCGACGUCGAGGACGCUAAAGUUCUGCUCGGGCUGAAAGAGAGAGACGCCGUCGUCGCCUCCGGCCGCCACGAACAAGCAGCUGCUGCUCCAGAAGAUCCAGAAGAUCUAGAACCAGAAGAUGUUGUUGAGCCCGACCCCGAACCCGUGGAGGACGGGGAGGAGGAAGAGAGGGAGGAAGUGAUGGAGGAAAUAGUGGAGGAAGUGAUGGAGGCCGCCGCGGCCCAGCAGGCUGCAGCAACACCACCAGAGCCUGAAGCAUCUGAGCCAGAACCAGAACCUGAGGACCGUCCUGAGGUGCUGGAGGAGGAUCCAGAGGUGCUGGAGGAGGAGGAGCUUCCUGCUGAGGAGGAGGAGGAGCUUAUUCAGGAAGAGGAGGAGCUUAUUCAGGAAGAGGAGGAGCUAACUCCUGAGGAGGAGGAGCUUCCUGCUGAGGAGGAGGAGUUUAUUCCUGAAGAGGAGGUUCCUGCUGAAGAGGAGCAGCUUCCACCUGUGGAGGAAGAGGCGGCUCCUGCGACGGAGGAGGAGGAGGUUUCUGAGGGCAUGAUGGCUGACGAGCCGGCCGAGGAGCCGGCCGAGGAGGCGGCGAUGGACGCCGGAGAGGAAGAACCGCUGGCUGAAGAGGAGGAGGAGGAGGAAGCUCCUUCACAGGACGCUGAGGACCAACCUGAGGUUCUUUCACACGACGCUGAGGAUGAGCCUCAGCCGGAGGAAGCUGAGGAGGAGGCAGGACUUCCAGAGGAAGCUGAGGAGGAAGAGGAGGCAGCAGAGGAGCCUGCUGAAGAGGAACCAGUCACAGACGAAGCUGUGGACGAUGCUCGGACAGAAGAAGAGGAGGAAGACGCACCUUUAGAAGAUUACGCUGACGAGGAGGUGAAUGCAGAAGAAGAAGCUGAAGAGGAGGAGGCAGCGCCUUCAGAAGCUGAAGAAGAGACAGAAGCAGCGAUGGAGGAAGCUGUCGGGGGGGAUGAAGCUGAAGAAGAGAUAGAAGCAGCGACGGAGGAAGGUUCGGAGGAUCCAGCAGCGGCGGAGGAAGAGGAGGAAGCUGCUCCUUCAGAAGACGCUGCUGUCGAGGAAGAGGAGCAAACUAUAUAUGAAGAGGAGGCGGCCGAAGACGCAGCAGAGACAGAAGAAGUACAGACUCAAACAGCAACAGGUUCAGCAGACGUGGCAGCAGAGGUGGAGGAGGCAGCAGAAGAAGCAGCGGAGUUUGCUGAGACGGAGGAACCGAUGCAGGACGAGCCCACAGAAACGUAGAGCCAGCAGGGGGUGCUGUGGUGAAGGAGCAGACACCCGCUGACGUCAGCAGCAUCUGAGCGCGCUCAGAACCAGGAUGCCCCCCUUCCACCUCCAGAGACGUCGUCAUGACAACACUCCCCCCUCUGUCUCCAACCCUGCUUAGGUUUUUGAUUUAGACGAAAUGUGAGACCAUGAAUGACGUGUUAAUUAUUGUGGUACUUCUACUUCCUUUGAGUUGUUGUUGUUGAUGCUUCCUCCUUUUCUUCUUCUGCUGUUUUCUGUUCAGGCUCUUUUGUUUUGUUUUGUUUUAUUUUAUUUUAUUUUUACUACUUUUACCAGAUUUUCCAGUCAGAGUCUUAAUCUGCAGGUGCAAAACUCGAGUGUUUGGAACUUUGUGCUGAGUGUUUGUCUGUUGUUUGUGAAGUUCUGCUGCCAGAAAAACAAGUUCGCCGGAGUCGCCAGAGUCGCCGGACCCGAGUGGGUUUUGGGUCCGGAGGGGGUUCUAGUGGGUUCUAGAGGGUUCCCCGUUGAGCUGCAUUUGGUAAUAACGGUGCAUUUUCUAAUAAACGUCCAAAAUGUAAUAAUUUAUUCAUUUUGUUUUGUAGUAAAUCCGCUUUUUUUUAAUAAACUGCCGCAUUUUUAAAAUAAACUGACACAUUUUGUAAUAAACUACCCCAACGCAUUUUGUAAUAAAUUUUGCCGCAUUAUGUAAUAAGUUAUUACAUUUUGAGAAGAUUAUUACAAAAAUGCACUUGCAACUUUUUUAUUCUCUAGAAAAUGUAAUAACAUGAUUCAUUAUGUAAUAAUUCUAAACAUAGUUUAUUUGUUUGUUAUUGGCCGAUAUAAUUCCAAACUGCAAAUAGGAAACUAAAGUUAUAUUUGGAGUUUUAUACAUAGAUUUAUUGGCUACAAAGCUCUGAGGGAAAUUGCAUAAAAAAAACAACAAAAGUCACUCUUGUAUAAAUUAAUUGUUAAACAAACGACAAUAAUAGGUAUUAUUACAUAAUGCACCAUGUUAUUACAUUUCCUAGAAAAUAAAAAAGUUGCAAGUGCAUUUUAUAAUAAUCUUCUCAAAAUGCAAUAACAAAAUUUAUUACAAAAUGCGGCAGUUUAUUACAAAAUGAAACGAAAAAGUUGUUACAUUUUGGACGUUUAUUACAAAAUGCGUCUCAACAGGGUUUCCCUCCGGAGUGGGUUCUCUAGUUUUGCCGUUUGUUCUUCUUAAUGUUAUUUCCUGAUGCUGGAGCUCUACAGGUGAGGUGGGCGGGGCUACACUAGGGGUGGGCGGGGCUACAUGUGAGGUGGGCGGGGCUACAGGGACCUGGCACCGCUAGUCUCCCACGGCGUCGACAUCAACGCGGUUUUAUUCUGAAACUUUAAACUUCCUGUUUCAUCCGGACGAACCGAUGAAACUUUUGUUUCGGGCUAAAGCCGGACCGGUUCUGUUCGAGCCGUCAGCACAUGAACUUGGUGUGUGUGUGUAUGUGUGUGCGCGUUUACCUUUUACCUUUUACUUCAGAACUUCCUCACCUGAAGCUUCAGAUCUUUGAACUGUGACGUAAACGAGGACUCGGCCUCUUUUUUUUUUCCCAGCAUGCUUAGCUGUGCCCGGCUAGCUGCAGACGCUAGCCUCCGUUUUUUAGCUUCAGUUGUUGUUGAUAAAGAUAAAUACAGAUAAUUCCUGACGUUAGCGGUUACAUUCCUGUGGAAGUGGGAAACGUUCUCCCUCCGGUGAAACCUUUUCUCUCUGCGUCGCUGCCUCAGGUGUUAAAGGGAAACGUGAGAAACCUUCGCUCAAACAUUCCUCUUCCUGCAGAGAUGCACCGGUUCUGCUUCCUGGUCCAAGCCUGUAGUAAACGGGUCCAAACCAGUACCAAACCGGUCCAAACCGGUAGUAAACUGGUCCAAACCAGUAGUAAACGGGUCCAAACCAGUACCAAACUGGUCCAAACCAGUACCAAACUGGUCCAAACCGGUUCCAAACUGGUCCAAAACCUGUACACUGCAAAAACUCAGAAUCUUAACAAGAAUAUUUGUCUUAUUUCUAGUUAAAAUGUCUAAUUUUUAGUAAAAAAAAAUCUCAUUACACUUAAAACAAGAGUCAUCACUGGAAAAAAACCAAAAAUUGUCAUCUGUUUCAAGUAGAUUCUCACUUAAAAUAAGUAGAAAAAUCUGCCAGUGGAACAAGAUUUUUUUUGCUUGUAAUGAGAAGAUAAAUCUUGUCCCACUGGCAGAUUUUUCUACUUAUUUCAAGUGAAAAUUUGAAACAGGUGAAAAUUGUCAAAUAAGUUAUUUUUCUAGUAAUGACUCUUGUUUUAAGUGUAAUGAGAUUUUUUGACUAAAAAUUAGACAUUUUAACUAGAAAUAAGACACAUUUUCCUGGUAAAACGGGUCCAAAACCAGUACCAAACGGGUCCAAACCAGUUCCUUUGUUGGGGGUUAAACCACCUCGGAGUCUGAAGGUUCUGAACCGCCUCGUUGUCACGUCCCCUAGAAUAGAAUAAACUUUAUUGAUCAAAUUCACUUGUGCAGCAGCAAACAUACACACUCGACAAUUUUUACAAAAUAUACACGAAAGUGUAUAUUUUGUACACGCCCUGCGAUGCACUGGCGACCUGUCCAGGGUGAACCGGCCUCUCGCCUGAAAAUAACUGGGAUCGGCUCCAGCAGAGCCCCGUGACCCUGCAGAGGAUAACGCGGGUAUAGAUAAUGGAUAGAUAAUGGAUACACGAAAGUAUGAAAAGCAAUAAAAAAGUAUAUCCUAAAAAAAUAACCAAUAAAUAGCUAAGUAAUAAAAAAAAGAGCAAUAUCUGGGACUUGGACGGCUAGCGUCGGAUCGGUGCAUCUCUGUCUUCCUUGGCGACGUCAGAGUUGGCGUGAUUUUGGUUUCACGCAGACCCACGUCGUGACACUAGCGGUAGUUGGGGUCGUUUGCCGUAGCUGUUUAUUUUAUUUUAUUUAGUGUUUUGUUGUGAUCCACCAGCUGGUUUUUGUACUUCCUAACACUUCGUGAGUCAAUGUGAACUGAAACCUUUUUAACGUCAAUAAGUUCGUUUCCAAGAAAAAGCCUCUAAAUUUUUAAAAGGAACAUUUAUAAAAAGGACUGGGGGGGGAUUUUAAUGUUCAGAAAAUGCUCUGAGUAAAGUUUAAUGAAGCCAUAAGCUGUUUGACGGCAGGUUUACGAGCCGCGUCUCUUCAGGACAAACUUGUUUAUAAAGUAAAAGGCGGCGGCUAGCGGGAGGUUCCGCCGCCGCCGCCGCCGCCAGGUGAAGAUUUGUGUGGUGAUGAAAUUAUUACAGUGUUUUUGAGAUGGAAAUGACUUCGGUUUGUGUGAAAACGUCUGUUUUGGGAGCUGAAAUAAAAUGUUUGGGACGACAGAAA